Hermetia illucens (black soldier fly) is the source of this 1358-nucleotide messenger RNA. Its product is annotated as N(4)-(Beta-N-acetylglucosaminyl)-L-asparaginase. Gene Ontology annotation, biological process: protein deglycosylation. The transcript has 5 exons. Lineage: Eukaryota; Metazoa; Arthropoda; Insecta; Diptera; Stratiomyidae. Gene Ontology annotation, molecular function: N4-(beta-N-acetylglucosaminyl)-L-asparaginase activity. The record is from RefSeq and is a predicted model, not a curated record. Bases 151 to 1206 code for a protein of 351 amino acids. Gene Ontology annotation, cellular component: lysosome.
UUCAAAUUGAUUAGUUCUGUUGUUAUCACUUCUGUCAACGCAUCGAUUAGAUAACCUCGAAAAUCCGAACAAUAAGCACUCUGUCUGGUGAAAGUUCAAUGAAAAGUGCAAGCAUAUGACGGCCGAUGGUUCAGAACGUUAGAUUUUAAAAUGAAGUUUCCAAUAGUGUGUCUUCUUUGCCUUCUGCACAGCUCUCUCAGCUCCAAGUUACCCGUCGUCAUCAAUACCUGGGCAUUUACUAAUUCAACGUCAGCGGCUUGGAAAGUGCUUACUAGUAAUGAAGGGAAUUAUCUGGAUGCAAUAGUCGAAGGGUGCUCAGUGUGCGAACGUGAACAAUGUGACGGAACCGUGGGCUACGGUGGGAGCCCUGAUGAAAACGGUGAGACUACUUUGGAUGCCUUCAUCAUGGAUGGAGCAACCAUGAACAUUGGGGCAGUAGCUGGUUUGCGUGAAAUAAAAGAUGCAAUUUCUGUUGCCUAUCACGUAUUAAAGUAUACGCGGCACACAAUGCUUGUGGGAGAACACGCCACUGAGUUUGCCUUGAUGAUGGGCUUCAAACGUGAAAACUUACAAACGCCAAAGUCAUUGGCUAUUUGGCGAGACUGGAAAGAUAAGAAUUGUCAACCAAAUUUCUGGACAAACGUCCUUCCAAAUCCAGAGAAAAGCUGUGGCCCAUACUGUCCAAACACUGAAAAUACCAUCAACGAAUUCUGGAAGGUCGAUGACACCAAAAACAACUUAUUCGAUGAGCACAACCAUGACACUAUCGGAAUGAUAGCAAUUGACGCGGAGGGAAACAUUGGUGCAGGAACUUCAACUAACGGCGCUACACACAAAAUCCCUGGCCGAGUAGGAGACUCACCUAUACCUGGUGCUGGUGCCUAUGCCGAUAAUAACGUUGGAGCCGCAGCGGCUACUGGCGAUGGAGAUAUCAUGAUGAGAUUUUUGCCCUCUUUCAUGGCCGUCGAAAGAUUGCGGAAUGGAGAUUCCCCUGCUUCAGCUGCUGAGUAUGCAAUGGGAAGGAUUAUAGAACAUUAUCCAAAGUUCAUGGGUGCGAUUAUUGUUGCUGAUAGGGAAGGCAAUUAUUCGGCCGCAUGUUUUGGUAUUGACAAAUUUCCUUAUUCAGUUUUUAAAACUGGGCAAGAAAGUACAGUAGUUGAAUAUGUGAAAUGUAUGAAUAGUAGCAUCUCGAGUGAUGCUAUGUGAGGCUGUUUGUGAUGAUCAUUCCUUUGUCGAUUUUAUAUUUUUAAAAUAGAGUCUUUGAAUAUAUUGUUUUCGUUUACCUCUAGUUGUACGUAUGGUAUAGAAUUACCGGCAGGGCUACUAGCGUCUGGGAAAUAAAUCUUUUCUUUUUAUCA